Durio zibethinus is the source of this 3426-nucleotide messenger RNA. Its product is annotated as putative RNA-dependent RNA polymerase 1. Gene Ontology annotation, cellular component: nuclear RNA-directed RNA polymerase complex. Gene Ontology annotation, biological process: siRNA processing. Lineage: Eukaryota; Viridiplantae; Streptophyta; Magnoliopsida; Malvales; Malvaceae. The record is from RefSeq and is a predicted model, not a curated record. Gene Ontology annotation, molecular function: RNA-directed RNA polymerase activity.
AAUCGGAGAGGGAAAUGAGCAAGACAAUUAAGCUCCAUGGGUUUGCUUCUGCUGUUAGUGUAGAAGAAGUGACGGGAUUUCUGGAGGAAUAUACAGGAAAAGGAAGUGUUGCGGCUGUAAGAGUUGGGAUAUCCAGCAGAGAAGGCGCAAGAGCCCAUGCCAGAGUUCAAUUCAAAACAAAUGAAGAUGCUGAAAGGAUCUUAUUCUGGACCGCUAAUCAAGAUCUUUGGCAUAACGACUCAUAUUUAAGAGCCUGGGCAUUACCACGUGACAUUAUCCCACAACCAAAGUUGUUCAGUCUUCAAAGCAUAGAUGAUUUGAUGUUGCACUUUGGUUGUCAGGUUUCGGAACGGAAGUUUUCUGUUCUUUGGAAACAGGCUCAUGUCUCCUUCAAGUUUGGUUCGCAAUUGGACAAAUUAUACUUUUUUCUGUCGUAUAACUCUAUGGACUACAAGCUCGAACUGGUCAAUGACAAUGUUUGUCAGAUUGUGUUACAUUAUCCCCCUGAUCAAACUAAGAAAUGCCUGCUCAUUCAGUUACUUGGGGCCCCUCGGAUCUAUCACUACGAGAAAGAUGAAUCUGCUGUCAGCUCUUCUAAUGAAGUUAUAACUGAUGAUGACCAGUGGAUUAGAGAAAUUGAUUUUACCCCGGGCCAUUGCAUUGGUCAAUCUUUUGCUUUGUAUUUGGAGCUUCCUCGAGCAGUGCAUCUCCCAAGAUUUGAUGAGAUGUUCUACUAUAAGAAAGUUCAAUGCAAUUUCAAGCUGGAGAAUGGUUCUACUUAUUCUUCUAACCCGGAUUUGGUUCCUAUGGUAAGUCCACCCCCAGGUUUUGACUUGCCUUAUGGUGUCUUGUUUAAAGUAAAUUCCUUGGUCCAGCACGGUUGUCUGCCUGCGCCAAUUCUUGAUGCCACUUUCUUUGAGUUGGUUGAUCCGCGUAAAAUAGGUAUUUCCUUCAUAGAACAUGCAUUAGAGAGAAUGUAUAGCUUCAAAGAAUGUUGCUACGAACCUGUGAAGUGGCUAGAUGAGCAGUACAAGAAAUACCGGGCGUCGGAAAACACUAUAAGACCUCCCAUUCUUCCCUUUGGUGAUGGAUUGGUGGCUGUGAGAAGGAUUCAAGUUACCCCAUCUAAGGUUUAUUUCUGUGGUCCGGAGUUGAAUCUCUCUAAUCGUGUGCUGCGGAAUUACAUUCGAGAUAUCGAUAAUUUUAUUCGUGUUUCUUUUGUUGAUGAGGAACUGGGAAAGAUACAUUCCACAGAUUUGUCUUCAAGCACAUCUGUUAGUGAUGGAAAGCAUACUACACUUUAUCAAAGGAUAUUAUCAACUCUUAGAAAUGGCAUAGUUAUUGGUGACAAGAAAUUCGAAUUUCUUGCUUGUUCAACAAGUCAGUUACGAGAAAACUCCAUUUGGAUGUUUGCUUCGAAACCUGGGCUUACUGCAGUUGAUAUCAGAGAGAAAAUGGGUGAUUUUCAUGUCAUAAGGAAUGUGGCCAAAUAUGCUGCCCGAUUAGGGCAGUCUUUCAGCUCAUCUAGGGAAACUUUGCAAGUGAGCAUGAAUGAAAUUAAGGUCAUAGAUGACAUUGAAAUUGAAAGUGGUGAGAACAAGUAUAAUUUCUCUGAUGGCAUUGGAAAAAUCUCUGCUAAACAUGCCGAGGCAGUGGCUAGGAAAUGCGGCUUGAGAACUACUCCAUCUGCGUUCCAAAUUCGGUAUGGUGGUUACAAAGGAGUUGUUGCUGUCGAUCCAUCAUCUUCGGUGAAGUUAUCAUUAAGAAAGAGUAUGCAGAAGUUUGAUGCCGAUAGUACAAGUCUAGAUGUUUUGUCAUGGAGCAAGUAUCACCCUUGUUAUCUUAAUCGCCAAAUAAUCCUCCUUCUUUCUACUCUUGGGGUUAAAGAUCAUGUUUUCGAAGAGAAGCAGAAAGAGGUUUUAGCUCAAUUGGAUGCAAUUUUGAUAGAUCCAGAAAGGGCAAGGGAAGCAAUGGAGUGGUUAUCUGCUGGAGAAUUUACCAAUGUUUUAAGAGAAAUGCUUUUGUGUGGUUAUAGCCCUAAUUCAGAACCUUUUCUGUCAAUGAUGCUACAAACAAUUCGUUGGUCAAAAUUGACAGAUUUGAGGACCAGAACAAGAAUUUUCAUUCAGAAGGGAAGAUCUAUGAUGGGAUGUCUAGAUGAAACUGGGACAUUAGAAUAUGGUCAAGUGUUUGUACAGUACUCUGUCUAUAAGCCGAAGCAAUAUUCUAAUGAUCAGAAUUACCAUGUUGUUGAGGGGAAGGUAGCUGUUGCCAAAAACCCUUGUUUACACCCUGGAGACCUACGGGUUCUGAAGGCUGUGGAUGCUGUGGUUUUGCAUCACAUGGUGGACUGCAUUGUUUUCCCGCAAAGAGGACAAAGACCUCAUCCAAAUGAAUGUUCUGGUAGUGAUCUGGAUGGAGAUAUGUACUUUGUCAGUUGGGAUGAAGAUCUCAUUCCUCCCUGCCAAGUUCCUCCCAUGGAUUAUGGUGCUGCACCAAGUUCCCCUUUGGAUCAUGAUGUCACUAUAGAGGAGGUAGCAGAGUAUUUUACCAACUACAUACUCAAUGACAGCUUGGGAAUCAUUUCUAAUGCCCACACUGUUUUUGCUGAUAAGGAGCCUCUUAAAGCAAUGAGUGUUCCUUGCCUUCAGCUUGCCCGUCUAUCAUCCAUUGCUGUUGACUUCCCAAAAACUGGUAUUCCAGCCAAAAUUCCCCAUCGUCUGCGUGUUCGUGAAUAUCCAGAUUUCAUGGAAAAGCCUGAAAGAGUCACCUAUGAAUCACAAAGUGUGAUUGGAAAGCUUUAUCGGGAGGUUAAAAUGAUCCCAACAGGGGUGAGUGCUGGUGUUAGACAUUUCACCAAGGAAGUAGCUGAGCAAACCUAUGACUCUGACUUGGAAGUUGAGGGCUUUCUGGAUUAUGUCAAUGAUGCUUUAGAUCACAAAAGUGUGUAUGACAAUAAACUUGCUAACCUGAUGCGUUACUAUGGGGUCAAAACUGAGGCUGAAAUGAUAAGUGGAUGCGUCACGAAAAUGUCGAAAUCUUUCGACCGAAGAAGGGACUUUGAAACGGUAGUUUGGGCAGUGAAGUCAUUGAGGAAAGAAGCCAAGGGCUGGUUCAAUGCGAAAAAAAGUGAUGAGUUGAGUUCUAAAUUUCAGAAUGUAUUUGCAAAAGCUUCAGCUUGGUACCAUGUGACAUACCAUCCCAACUUCUGGGGUCGCUACAACGAAGGAAUUGUUCAAGAGCAUUUCAUUAGCUUUCCAUGGUGUGUUUAUGACAAGCUUCUCCAAAUCAAGAACGAGAAAAGAAGUGAAAGAUCUUCACAUUUCUCACCACUGGAACGUAAAUCCAAUCAUAAUGAGUUGAAUUUUGAUCAGAAAUCUAGUUCAUCGAGCCUUUGUUCUUUUAUGUGAAUCAACUCUUAAUUUG